CAGCCCUCAGGCAGCCAAAUGCCCGCACGUCCCAGGCUGGGCGCCCCGUCCCCCGGAGGCUCCCGUGCGACGACUCCGCCGCCGGCCGCCAAUCCUGACGCCGGCGACACCAUCUACGAGGCUGGCGGCGCGCUGCAGGGUUUGGAUGCCGAGGCGCGCCGGCCGACUCCUCCGGGCCACCACCGCAGCACGAGCGACUGCAUCGCCGGCGCGCUCGCCGUCUCGAGCAGCCCGCGCUACGACGGCGCACACGGCCACGGCGGCGCCUGCUCGGCGAGUGGCCGCGGCAGCGCGCUCGACGCGAGGCUCGCGUCGGAGCCCGACCUCGCCUCGGGGCGUUCGUCGGGCGCGGCGUCGCGCCCUUCGCUGCAGUCGCUUGUGGAGGGGGCGGAGGGCGGCGGGUCGCCCUGCGUGCGCGACGUCGAGCUGGCGCAGGCGCUCUCGACUCCGUCCGACCGGCUCGAGCCUCUCGCGGCGGCAGGAGGAGGGCACCGCUCGCGGCCUCACUCGGCGGUCCCCUCGACCUGGUCGAGCUCGACUCUCUCCGAGGGGGACGCCGGCUCUUGCUCCAACCCGUCUCCCUCGGACGCCAACACUGUCCGGCUGCGACCGCCUCAAGGCGAGGCCAGCCCGGGCGGAGACCGCGCCACAGGCCGCCUGGCCCAGCUGCGGCUCCCUCCUUCGGUGCACGACUCCACCGCCCCCGCGGCAGCCGCCCCCGCGGCAGCCGCCGCGCAGAGCUCGUCGCGCGGGUCCGCCGAGGAGAGGCGCGAGGGGCCGCUGUGGCGGUCCGGCAGCGCGGAUGGGCCGAGGAUGGUGCCGGCCUCCUCCUCGACGGACGCGCUGCCACGAGGGAGCCUGGCGGGCAGUGGGAGCGGGGCGGUGCUCUGGGGCGAAAAGGCGGGCGGCGGGGGCGCAAAGUCAGAGCGUGAGCGCGCGCUGCUUGCGCAGAUCAAGCAGCUGGAGGGCCAGCUGGCCAAGGAGAAGCACAAGAAGAAGGAGGCGGCCAAGGCGGUGGCGCCCUCCGAGACCCGCAAGCGCCUCGUCGUCUGCACACAAUGGCUGCCGUACCAAGUCGAGCGCACCGCCAGCGGCGAGCUGCGCGUGCUACCUUCGCCCGCGCGGUACGUCGCGGGGUACGCGACCAUCAAGCGGCUCGACGUGCAGUGGGUGGGCGUGCUGUACAACGUCACGCUCUCGGCCGAGGAGCAGCCGGUCGCGCGGCGGCUGCUCGAGCCGUUCUCGUGCUUCCCGGUCUUCAUCGAGGAGGAGCAGCUUCACUUUGCGGAGGAGAUUGCAGCGGAGGUGCUCUGGCCGCUCUUCCACUACAUCCCGCUGUCGAUGCUCGACGCCGACAUCGACAUGGUGCACAAGCGGUGGGAGGGCUACACCGCGCUCAACACGCGCUUCCGCGACACCGUGCUCGAGCUGGCGCCCCUCCACACCGAUUUGGCGCGGGUCCACGACUCCGACCUGGCGCGGCCAAAGAUGCGGAUCGGCUGGUUUCUGCACACGCCCUUCCCGUCGGCCGAGAUCUACCACACGCUGCCGCACCGGAAGACGAUCUUGCGCGGCGUGCUCGGCGCGAACCUCAUCGGCUUCCAGAUCUACGACUACGUCCGACACUUCAUGACUGCGUGCGCGUCGGUCCUCGGUAUGGGACUAGGGACGGACGUCAACGUCGAGAGCACGUACAUUUUGGACGCGCAGCAGCGGACGGCGGUCACGGUGGACGCCUUCCCUGUGGGAAUCGACUGCGCGCACUUCCAGUCGCUGCUCGCGACGCGCGAGCUCAAGGACAAGGUCAUCGAGCUGCAGCGCCGCUUCGACGGGAAGAAGAUCGUGCUGGGCAUCGACCGCAUGGACUACAUCAAGGGCAUCCCGCACAAGCUACUCGCCAUCGACAAGUUCCUCUCCGCCCACCCGACCUGGGCAGGCAAGAUCCAGCUGGUGCAGAUCGCGACGCCGAUUAUGCGGGGCGACACGGCGCGCUACGUCAAGCUGCGGAACAAGGUGCACAAGCUGGUCGGCCAGAUCAACGGCCGCUUCUCGACGCUAGCCCACGCGCCGAUCCACUACCUCGACCAGCCCAUCUCGCCUUGCGACGCGGACGUGAUGAUGAUCACGUCGCUGCGCGAGGGGAUGAACGCGAACGCCUUCGAGUACGUGGCUUGCCAGCAGCGCAACCGCGGAGUGCUCAUCCUCUCCGAGUUUGCCGGAUCCGCGCAGACGCUCGGCUCGGGCGCCAUCCUCGCGCUUCAUAUGCCGGAGGCGGACCGCGAGGAGAGGCACCACAACAUGAACGAGUACGUGCAGCGCUUCACGCUGCAGUACUGGUCCGACGACUUCUCGACCGAGCUGAUGACGCAGGAGGACGCCGACCACGAGCUGCUCUCGCUCGAGCUGCCCGAGCCGCUGCCGCGGAGCGAGCUGCUCGACUCGUUUGCAAAGUCAAUUAUUAGAGAUGCCAGCGAGAGGGGUUGCGGACGGGCUGGUGGCUCACUAGGCACGCUCAUCAACUACUCGGACUUCAAGGAGAUGCACCCGCUCAGCGACAAGCUCUGGGGCGACCUCCUCACCCUCGCCUCCGAUCCGGGCAACUGCGUGGUCGUCAUCACCGGCCGGGAGCGAGGGCUCGUCUCACAGUGGCUCGGAGACCUGCCGGUGUGGGUGGUGGCCGAGAACGGCGUCUUUGUGCGGCUGGGCGGGCCGUCGACGGAGUGGGCCUGCCCGCUUGAGCCGGUCGAGCCAAACAACGACUGGAAGGCGUGCAUCACGCCGGAGCGCACGCCCGGCUCCAUCACCGAGUCGCAAGAGCACACGCUGACCUGGCACUACCGAGACUCGGAUGAGGACUUUGGCGAGAUCCAGGCCUCCGACUUGCAGCUCCACCUCAAAGAGGUGCUCGGCAACCAGCCCGUCGAGGUCUUCCUCGACUCGAAGAUGGUGCAGCUGCGCCCGUACGGCGUCUCGAAGGGCGCGGCGCUCGAGGCGGUGCUGGAGGCGUGCACGCUCGGCCCGCGCGACCUCGCGUCCGUCCCGUCGACGCGGAGGGAGCGGACGGAUGACACCACGGCGCGGCUGGAGCGCGAGUCAAACACCUCUUCGCUGCACGAGCUGUCGGAGGACCUCGCCACGGCCGCCGCCGCCGCCGAGGCGCCGCUGACGCAGGAGGCGCUCGCCGCCGCCGCGGGCGCCGCCGAGCGCCUCCCCCUGGACUUCGUGCUCUGCCUCGGCGCGCACUCGAUGCGAGACGAGGACUUGUUCGGCGGCCUGCUGCCCAAGGAGGGGGAGGACCGCGAGGAGUACAUGGAGCACCUCCCCGCGGACGCCAAGCACGUGUGGACUUGCCGGGUGGGGAGGCAGCCAAGCCAAGCCCGCCACUACGUCGACGACGAGCGGGAGGCGGCGGCGCUGCUCGCGCAGCUGGCGGCGGCGCUGCUCGCGCAGCUGGGCGCGGCCACCCGCAUCGGGCAGGAGAAGGAGCGCGAGCAGGCGGCCGCGGCCGUGCAGCUGCAGCUGGACGAGGCGGCCGCCGCGUCCAUCGACGGCGACGCGGUGGGGGAGCGCGCGGCGGCGGCGGCGGACGAGCAGAGCCUUCGCAGCGCGCUCGAGUGCAUGGACGAGAUCGAGGAGCAAAUCUCCGGGUUCCAGCUCGCCUUCUUCCUCGACUACGACGGCACCCUCACCCCCAUCGUCGAGAACCCGUCCGAGGCGAAGCUGUCCGAGGAGGCGCGGUCGGUGGUGCGCGCGCUCUCGUACCGUUUCCCGACCGCGAUCGUCUCGGGCCGCGCGCGGGCGACCGCGCAGGGCCUGAUGCAGCUAGACGGGCUCUACUACGCCGGCUCGCACGGCUUCGACAUCCUCGGCCCGGACGGCUCGAACUACAAGAUGGCGGAGUCCUUCCGGCCGUCGCUCGAGGAGGCCAAGGUGAAGCUGGAGGAGCAGCUCGCGCACAUCGCGGGCGCGCUCGUGGAGGACAACAACUUCUCCGUCUCGGCGCACUACCGCAUGGUGGCGGAGGAGGAGCGCGAGGCAGUCAACGAGGCGGUCGAGCGGAUCGUGGCGGAGAUGCCGAUGCUGCGGCGCACGUACGGCAAGAUGGUGUACGAGCUCCGGCCGUCGGCAGAGUGGGACAAGGGCAAGGCCGUCGAGUGGCUGAUCGAGAACUGGAUCAAGCGCUCUUGCGAGCUGCCCGUCUUCCCAAUCUACAUCGGCGAUGACGUGACCGACGAGGACGCCUUCCGGGUGAUGGGCGGCCUCGGCGGCUUCGGCAUCAUCGUGUCCGACUUCCCUCGCCUCAUCACCGACACCGCCGCGUCGUACGCGCUGCGCUCGCCGCUGGAGGCGCUGCACCUCCUCGACCACUGCGCCUUCUCUCGGAACCGUCUCGGAACCGUGCUGCACUUCCUCGACCACUUCGCCUUCUCGUCGCCGAGCGCGCCGCCGAGCGAGCGGAUCAGCGCGCUGGUGGCGGGCGGGUCGGCGGCCGAGAGCGAGAGCGAGGCGUCGCCGUUUGUGGAGAGGAGGACUCCGGCUGAGAGGUACUCGGAGAGGUAGAGAGGGCGGCGCAGUCCGCAGCGCAGAGAGAGCGUGCGCGUCUUGUUAUACGACAGUACCGUGGUCACAGAGGUCCGUUUGAGAUUGUGAGGAGUGAGCGUUUUGCUGUCCCGCCCGGCCUCCUGAGUCCUGUCUAUUUGUGUGUUCCCGUCCGUCUCCCGACUCCCGUAGAGAUUCGUGCUUUGCGAGUUGCGACGUUGUCACGCGUCGAAACGUGUAGAAACAAGGAUGGACAGCG
Molecule: messenger RNA, 4798 nt
Organism: Emiliania huxleyi CCMP1516
Lineage: Eukaryota; Haptophyta; Isochrysidales; Noelaerhabdaceae
Exons: 23
Coding region: 19-4560 (1513 amino acids)
Biological process (GO): trehalose biosynthetic process
Cellular component (GO): cytosol
Molecular function (GO): catalytic activity
Source: RefSeq, a predicted model, not a curated record